GAUAAUGCAGCGUUAAAGAAUCUGUGUCCUAACAGAAGAGAAAGGGUCGCUAACUCAGGGGUGGGGGACGUUCUUAAAGAAGGAGACUCUGGAAAAAGGCCACCUGGGUUAUAUUACCAAUCUGCCCUCUAUCAACGUUACAGUUCUGAGAGUCAUCUAGGAAACUGGAGUCCUCUUCACUGUGCAUGCGCCAUGCUACCGCUUUCUGCGCGCUCAGUGCCAUGCCAGGAAAAGUAGUACCCCUGCUACCUUCAUUCUUUCUAGCCAACUGAGUCUCAGUCGUGUGAAAUAUGAGUGAAAAAGCAAGAUCAAGAUCCAAAUCUAUAGGUAAAGAAGAUGGUCAAGAGUCUUCUCAUCCGGUUAAGCUUAUGGUUUCCCAGUUCAGUGAUGAACAACCUCAACAAGAGGAUCCACCACCUGAAAGUCAGGGUGUCGCACCUGGUCAAGAGAGUGAAGGCGAGGGAGCACCUGAGCUUCAAGGACCUGACCUGGAAGCUGAUUUCCAGGAACUGGGUGAGGCCAAAGUGCAAGGUGGAGAUGGUCCUUUUGCCAAGGGUGAAAUUCUAUCAACUCUAGAACCCCUUAAAAUGUCAGAAGCAAUCAAAGUGCAGUCAUGGGUUUAAAAGAAGACAAUCUAGAACCACGCCUGCAGUCUUGAUAGUACAACUUUGAAUACUAAAAUGAUCAGUAAAGUUUUACAGUUUUCUGAAAAAAAAAAAACAAAAAAACCCUGUAAUCUCUUAGUCCAUCCUUUCAAUAAAUUUUUCAGGUGCUCCCCACUGCCCUCAGAUUAAAGCCCAAGCAAGGCUAGCACGAUCUUGGAGGUUCCUUAACUCUAGAAAACUUUCGGCGGCGUCUCUCUGUGCGCAGUUUCCUCUCUGUUUGCAGAACUCGGUGGUGACUGUUUUCUGGGUCAGUGCAGCGUCUCUGUUCAAUGGGUGACACCGACAGCAUCUUGGACCAACUCCGAACCCGGCACUUAGAGCUUUCAAUGGUGAAAGAGCCGGGAUGAUGCGGAAGUGCGGCCUUACCAGCCAAAGGGGCUUUCCAUAUCUUUCCUGGGCCAUCCCCACGUGCGUUUCAGUCUCCCGUCGGGCCACGGGAAGACCCGAGUGGGCAUCGCCCGGGUCGCGCCAGGUGGCUGGCGGCUUGGAGCGCCUCCUCUACCUUGUCCCAACAGGAAUGCUCCAUGUUACUUCAUUUCCAAAAACCGCAGAAAAGCUUAACUGGAGACGGUCCCGCAUUGUCACAUGUUUGGAAAGACAACGGGCCGGGGCGUGUCCAUGCCUAGCAUGUGGGAACGAAAGCUAUUUCCAUAUAAAAUACUCAUGGUGACCAACAGAGGGCUCAGCAAAACACUGAGACCGGACCGAAGCAGGUUGAGGCUCCUUAACCUGCGAAGUGUUUCGGGAAAAUCUUUAGGAUGUCCGCAUAGGACUUGGCAAGUUUACCUUUUAAAAGCCCAGUCGCGAAGUAAUCAUCUCCCGCACCCACAGUAAUAAGAAAAAGGAAUGACAAUGGUGGUGACGCACAGGAUGUUGGAGGCCAAAACUUGAUCGGAGAAUGUACAAAUUGCUAUUUCUCAGUAACAUCCAAAAGCGAAAACUUCACUAAAAGAUCCACGAGCCGACCAUCGGGCCAACCUGAAGCAGCACCUGCCAAGAAGCAACCGGAUGGAAAUGCAAAUUCUCAAACUCAACAAUAGCUUUCGCGUGUGAUCUUUUUACAGGAACUUGCAUACACUCAGCUACUUUUUUCUUUGGCUUUCCUUUAACAGUUGCCCAACAAUAGUGCUGACUAAUGGUAAGAGCCAGCAAGUGCUCUUAGCUCACGGAAAUG
Sciurus carolinensis (gray squirrel) is the source of this 1839-nucleotide messenger RNA. RefSeq names its product putative G antigen family E member 3. The record is from RefSeq and is a predicted model, not a curated record. Lineage: Eukaryota; Metazoa; Chordata; Mammalia; Rodentia; Sciuridae.